GUCAGACUUGGCCCCUGACUCAUAGCUUGACAGUCGCUGUGCUAUACGAUUAAAAAGCUCCCAGUAAACACCACUAUCUUCAGAAAAUAAGGAAUGAGAGGCAAGGAAGAAAGGACAUUCAUUCAUCUUGGAAGAACCCAAAGCACUUUGAAAUUUAAAGGAAUGUAAUUAUAGCUGCUAAAACCACCUUUGUCACCGAAAUGGAUGAAGUACUUCAAAUUUAAAUGGUUGAUCACACUUAGAAGAGCUGCUAAGGAACACAGGAGAGGUGAAAACUAACAGAUGAAAGUUUUGCCAUGCACUGAAAGGAGAGCAUUGUCUGUGAAGUUCUAUUUUUAAAAAUGUCUGCUUGUAAUACCUUUACUGAACACGUUUGGAAACCUGGUGAAUGCAAGAACUGUUUUAAACCUAAAAGUUUACACCAGCUACCCCCAGACCCUGAGAAGGCACCCAUCACCCAUGGCAAUAAAACUAAUGCCAACCACAGUAACAACCACCGUAUCAGGAACACUGGAAACUUCCGGCCUCCUGUGGCUAAAAAACCCACUAUCGCUGUGAAGCCCACUAUGAUGGUGGCAGAUGGGCAAAGUGUGUGUGGUGAGCUUAGUAUACAAGAACACUGUGAGAAUAAACCUGUCGUCAUAGGAUGGAACCGAAACAGGAUGGCCUUGAAUCAGAAACCACUUAAUAAUAAUAAUGAAGAUGAUGUUGAAGGAUUUAGCCAUGUCCCUAAGCCUUAUGGGAAUAACGAUAGCGCAAAGAAGAUUUCAAAUAACAAUAAUGGACUAACUGAGGUGUUAAAGGAGAUAGCAGGCUUGGAUACCACCCCUCAAAUAAAAGAAAAUGAGACUAACUCCAGAGAGACAUUCUUAGGAAGAAUAAAUGAUUGCUAUAAACGAUCCCUGGAAAGAAAGCUUCCACCAAGUUGCAUGAUGGGCGGGAUGAAGGAUACUCAGGGCAAGCAUGUUAUUCUGAGUGGGAGCACAGAAGUGAUCAGUAAUGAAGGGGGUCGAUUCUGUUACCCAGAGUUUUCUAGUGGUGAAGAGAGUGAGGAAGAUGUGCUUUUGAGUAACAUGGAGGAGGAGCAUGAGAGCUGGGAUGAGAGUGAUGAAGAACUGCUGGCCAUGGAGAUUCGCAUGAGAGGGCAACCUCGUUUUGCCAACUUUCGGGCAAACACUUUGUCUCCUGUGCGAUUCUUUGUGGACAAAAAAUGGAAUACCGUCCCCCUGCGAAAUAAAUCUCUGCAGAGAAUCUGUGCUGUAGACUAUGAUGACAGUUAUGAUGAAAUCCUGAAUGGUUAUGAAGAGAAUUCUGUGGUCUCCUAUGGACCAGGAAGCACUCAGAGCAUGGUGUCAUCUGACUCCACAUCCCCAGAUUCCUCUUUAACAGAAGAAUCACGUUCUGAGACAGCCAGCAGUUUAUCCCAGAAGAUCUGUAAUGGGGGAAUUGCUCCUGGUAACCCGGGAGAUUCUAAGGACGUAAAGGAAAGUGAGCCCAAUUUUGAAAGCCUCUCUGGUAAUGAUCAGGAGAAGGAUUCCUCACAAGCCUCUAAAAGCUCAGUAAAAGUUCCAGAGACACACAAAGCAGUCCUUGCUCUCCGAUUAGAAGAGAAGGAUGGCAAGAUUGCUGUACAGACUGAGAAGCCAGAAAGUAAAGCCUCUACAGAUAUUGCUGGGCAAGCAGUAACCAUAAACCUUGUUCCUGUGGAAGAGCAAGCAAAGCCCUACCGAGUUGUGAAUCUGGAACAGCCUUUGUGCAAGCCGUAUACGGUCGUGGAUGUGUCAGCAGCCAUGGCCAGUGAGCACCUUGAGGGCCAUGCUAACAGUCCCAAGACUAAAAGUUCAUCUUCUACUCCAAACUCUCCGGUGACAUCACCUGCAUUGACAUCAGGACACAUAAGUGCCCAUUUCCAAAAAUCCAGCGCCAUCCGCUACCAGGAAGUAUGGACUUCCAGCACCAGUCCACGACAGAAGAUACCUAAGGUUGAAUUAAUCAGCAGUGGGACUGGACCGAAUGUCCCUCCAAGGAAAAUCUGUCACAAAUCAGCACCUACUUCACCCACAGCUACAAAUGUUUCCUCCAAAACCAUCCCUGUGAAGUCACCCAAUUUGUCUGAAAUAAAAUUUAACAGUUAUAACAAUGCCGGUAUGCCACCUUUUCCAAUUAUCAUUCAUGAUGAGCCAACUUAUGCUCGGAGUUCCAAAAAUGCUAUCAAAGUUCCCAUUGUAAUCAAUCCAAAUGCGUAUGACAAUCUAGCCAUUUACAAGAGUUUUCUCGGAACCAGUGGAGAACUUUCAGUGAAGGAAAAAACCACAAGUGUAAUAAGCCACACUUACGAAGAAAUAGAGACUGAAAGCAAAGCGUCUGAUAACACUACUGGCAAACCCACCGAAUGUCCCCAAGCUAAAGGGUUUUCAAACAGCACAGAGCGCAAAAGGGGCUCAGUGGCUCAGAAGGUUCAGGAGUUUAACAGCUGUCUUAAUAGAAGUCAGUCUUCACCACAGAGAAGCUACAGUUCCAACCACAGCUCCCCAACAAAGCUCCAGAGAACCACUCAAGAACCUGUGGCCAAAACAGAAAGCACUCAGGAGCUUCAGGUGGUGGGCAGUAGCAGUAGCACCCGAGAGAAAGCGAGCACCGUGCUUUCUCAGAUUGUGGCUUCUAUCCAGCCCCCGCAGUCUCCUCCAGAAAUGCCCCAGUCUGGCCCUAAAGCUUGCAGUGUGGAAGAGCUUUAUGCAGUUCCUCCUGAUGCCGGUGCUGCUAAGACUACACCCAAGGGUACACCAGUGCGCCCCAAAUCUCUCUUCAUGUCCCAGCCCAGCACCGAGGCUGAAGCACCUCAGACCACAGAAAGUCCUACCACCAAAGCACAGAAAGAUCCACUCACAAAGCCAGUCACCACCCCUCCCUCCAAAUUAGUGACGAACCCCCAAAGUGAUCCACCAGCCCCUUUUCCCCCACCACGCUCGACUUCCUCCCCUUACCACGCAAGUAACCUUUUGCAGAGGCAUUUCACCAACUGGACCAAGCCAACCAGCCCGACCAGGUCAACGGAAGCUGAAUCAGUUUUGCACUCUGAAGGCAGCAGGCGGGCAGCUGACGCAAAACCUAAACGCUGGAUCUCAUUUAAAAGUUUCUUCCGCCGUCGGAAAACAGACGAGGAAGACGACAAAGAGAAAGACCGGGAGAAAGGGAAACUGGUGGGCCUGGAUGGCACAGUCAUCCACAUGCUGCCACCUCCUCCAGUUCAGCGCCAUCACUGGUUCACAGAGGCAAAAGGAGACCCCAACGAGAAGCCAGCCAUUGUCUUCAUGUACAGGUGCGACCCUGCCCAAGGCCAGCUCAGCAUGGAUCAGAGCAAAGCCAGGGCAGAGCAGUCAGCAGUCACAGAGAAGGGUGGAGCAGAGGAGGGGUCACUACAGGACUCAGAGAAGAAGAAAAGGAGUCAUUCAUCUCCAUCACAGAUUCCUAAGAAAAUUCUCAGUCACGUGACCCACGAAGUGACAGACGAUUUUUCUCCUCGGGAUCCAAGAACUGUUGUUGUGAAGCAAGAUGGCGGGGGCGGCACUUCAGUCACACCAGCAUUGCACCUACCUGAACUGGAAAGAGAAGAGGAAAAAGAAGACAUUUCAGAUCCUAUGGACCUGAAUCCCUGUAGUGCAACAUACAGCAAUUUAGGACAAUCUAGAGCAGCCAUGAUACCUCCCAAGCAUCCACGGCAGCCUAAGGGAGCUUUGGAUGAUGCCAUCGCCUUUGGCGGGAAAACAGACCAAGACGCACCUAACGCUUUGCAGCCAACACCACCUCCACUGCCAAAGAAAAUGAUCAUAAGAGCCAAUACAGAGCCACUCUCCAAAGACCUCCAAAAGUCCCUGGAAACUACCCUUUGUGUCAUGGCUAAUCCCACCUACGACAUCGACCCCAGCUGGGAUGCCAGCAGUGCUGGCUCCUCGGUCAGCUAUGAACUCAAGGGACUGGAUGCUGAGUCUUAUGACUCCUUGGAGAGACCUUUGCACAAGGAGAGACGUGUGCCCUCAGCAGCAAACAGCAUCUCCAGCCUAACGACUCUCAGUAUUAAGGAUAGGUUUUCCAACAGCACAGAGUCCCUGUCCAGCCGGCGGGGUCCCUCUGGUAGACAGGGCCGGAGUAUCCAGAAGCCACAGAGACAAGCACUUUAUCGAGGACUUGAGAAUCGUGAAGAAGUGGUGGGUAAAAUCCGAAGCCUGCAUACAGAUGCCUUGAAGAAACUGGCUGUUAAAUGUGAAGACCUCUUCAUGGCUGGGCAGAAAGACCAACUCCGUUUUGGGGUAGACAGCUGGUCAGACUUCAGGCUGACCAGUGACAAGCCAUGCUGUGAAGCCGGUGAUGCAGUUUACUAUACAGCUUCAUACGCAAAAGAUCCACUUAAUAACUAUGCAGUCAAGAUCUGUAAGAGCAAAGCUAAAGAAUCACAGCAAUAUUAUCACAGCUUGGCUAUCCGGCAGAGUCUGGCUGUCCACUUUAACAUCCAGCAGGACUGCGGUCACUUCCUUGCUGAAGUUCCUAAGCGCCUGCUUCCCUGGGAGGAUCCUGAUGCCCCCGAAGAGGAAGAGGAUGACAUGGAAGCAACAGAAGAGGUGAAAGAAGCUGAUGGGAAGGGCCCAGACCUGAGCUCUGAAGCAGAGUCGUCCCACAAAGAAAGCCAGGCAGUCGUCAGCAGGAAGCAGAGAAGCCACGUUGUGGUCAUCACCAGAGAGGUUCCCUGUCUCACAGUGGCCGACUUUGUGCGAGACUCCCUGGCACAGCAUGGGAAAAGCCCGGAUGCAUACGAGAGGCAAGUGUGUCUGCUGCUUCUGCAGCUGUGCUCGGGCCUGGAGCACCUCAAACCCUACCAUGUCACCCACUGCGAUCUGCGUCUGGAGAACCUGCUGCUCGUCCACUACCAGCCUGGGGGGCCCACCCAGGGCCUGGGGCCUGCAGAGCCCAGCCCCACCCCGUCCUGUCCCACGAGGCUCAUCGUCAGCAACUUCUCCCAGGCCAAGCAGAAGAGCCAUUUGGUAGAUCCUGAGAUCCUCCGGGACCAGUCCCGCCUCGCCCCGGAGAUCAUCACGGCCACGCAAUAUAAAAAGUGCGACGAGUUCCAGACAGGCAUCCUCAUCUAUGAAAUGCUGCACCUGCCCAACCCCUUCGAUGAGAACCCAGAGCUGAAGGAGAAGGAGUACACUCGGGCCGACCUGCCCCGCAUCCCGCUCCGCUCCCCCUAUUCCCGGGGCCUGCAGCAGCUGGCCAGCUGCCUCCUAAAUCCCAACCCUUCUGAGCGGAUCCUCAUUUCAGAUGCCAAAGGCAUCCUCCAGUGUCUGCUCUGGGGCCCCCGGGAAGAUCUCUUCCAGACUUUCACCGCCUCCCCCAGCCCUGCUCACAGGAACACCCUGCUCCAGAACUGGCUGGACAUCAAGCGCACACUGCUCAUGAUCAAGUUUGCCGAGAAGUCCCUGGACCGGGAGGGUGGCAUCAGCCUAGAGGACUGGCUUUGUGCUCAGUAUCUGGCUUUUGCCACUCCGGACUCUCUCAGCUGUGUUGUGAAAAUCCUGCAGCCCCGUUAAUAUGUCCCAGUCACUGGUCUUACUUCAUGUGUCACCUUCUUCAAGUUGCCCACACGCUUCCCCCUCCUGGUAUUCAUACAGAAUUCAAGGAAAGAAGAGAGACAAGCCUUCCCUCCCCAUCCAAGUCCAGUGAGACGCUGAGUCCAUCUUAACAUUAGGGAAAGUCAGCCGCACAUAUAUGCAGCUGCCAUUCAUGGGAACACCUUCCGCCCUAACUGUCCCCAAGUGCAGGAAAUAUGAAGAUGCAUCCUUGAAGUGACAGCUCCUCUGGUUUGAACUCCAUGAGCUGGGUCAAGUUCCUCCGGAACUCUGUCUUUUUAACAUCAUGUAUUUAUUCUCACUAGCAAUAGACAGAUUUAACCAGUACUUACCAUCAUCUACUAAACUUUCACAACAGACUUUUUUCCUUUAAAGGAUCAAUACUGGGCCCUCUUACCAGGCAGAACUGCCAUCCUUAGCAUCAGCCCAGUUUUGGUUCUGGGAAUUACAUCCUUUGUUCUAGCAGAGGGUAGAAGGACAAGAAGAGAGAAUCCUUCCUUAGGGUCAUGCACCCAUUUGGUUUCCAUUAUCAGUAAGUGUGUGCACUGUGUGGGGGACGGCCCUAAGUCUCCCCUCGUGCUGCCACUGCCUGAAUCUCCUUCACCUUGGUUCUGUCCCCACUUGCCAGUGAAGUUUGGGUGUAUCAGCCCAUGACAGAGCUGACCCAAGGUGGUGUCACCAGGGCCCCAGGAGGGCAGAGUGCAGAUCUUACAAAUAACUAGCAGGACAUAACAAGAUGGCGUUCCUGCACGUGCAGUUCUCUAGGGGCCAUCAGGGGAACAGAGUUUAAAGGACCGUUCUUUGAUUACUGUCAGAGCUGUCAGCCUCGGCAGCCAGGGCUACCAGUACCCAGAUCACAGUUUUCCCCUGAGCCGUAAUUGGCCAGCCUCCUUAUAUCAGCAGCCAGUGUUAACUAGUCUACCAAAUGCUGUAGACAAUAGCUCUGCAUGGAAAUGGCUGUCCUUUGAGCCGUAACAACUCCCUCAAGGGCACAGUGUGGCUGGCUGUUAGGAUGGCCAGAAGGCAGAGGAAGGGGAGAAGGCCGCUGACGAGACCGCCGACCUCUGCCUUGCAAUGCCCACGUUGUCUAGAGAGACUGCCUCCCAGCUGCCCAGGCACAUUGCUCCCGGUGACUCAGAAACACCACUGAGGGCAGCUCAUGGGGAGUUUGGAUUGCUGAGGUGGGUGGCCGAGAGCACCCUGCCUGGGGUCUGUGCUCCUCUCCUAUGGAUACAUGUGCAAUUUUUGUAUGUAUUUUUUUUAGCUGUAUAUACAGUGUUUAUGUUGCAACUUCACCUGAAGCAAUAUCCACAGAAUAUCCCCUUCUUCCCUUGGCACAUAUUUGCGCUGAGACGAGUGUCGCUUCCACCCACAGUGUGUGUGUGUGUGUGUGUGUGUUAUUCAAAACUGUGAGUAUCUGUUCUGUUUACUUCAACUUUGAAAUCCCAAGAGUCACUCAGACAGUGUGAGUGUGUGUACACGUGUAUACCCAUGUGUGUGCACAUGCCUGCUGGAAGUAGAGGCCAGGCCUCUGGGGGAGCAACCUGUGGCAGGGUUGAUAGACACAUCCUCUGCCUGGUGGGCAAGAUGGCCCUGGGCCCCGCAUCAGCUGAUGCAGAGCUUGUUAAAGCCAAGCCUGAUUGUGCAGUAUUAUUUAGAUAGCACGUUAGUGGCCUUUUGGUAAUUUCUAAACUUUUAACAUUAUUAACCACCUUUCAUGUGAUUCACCUAUAUCAAAGAGGAUCAAGAAAGGAGAAGAAUGUAUUUUAUCGUGCUCUUCUUUGCUUCACUUUCUUCUUUUCUGAGAGAAUGGGAGUCAUGAGGCCCAUCUGGGGGAUGCCCUGUCCUCCCGGCCAGCAGGUCAGGACUUCCAGGGAGGAGAGCUGGUUGGCCCACACAGAGUCCUGUCUCCUCUGGCCAGAGACAAGGCUCUGCCCCUGGGAACGGCCACAGGAUGGCGUGCCGCUGCAGGCCAGCAGCCCGCUCUCUCGGUGUCCUGCAACCUGGCCCCACUUUGCCUAGCAGGCUUUAGUAGGUUGCCCUUAGCUAACCCAUGGGCACAUAACCCCCUGCCCAGUUAUACACUGAAGUGGCAGCGCAGAGACCACUACCCUGUCCACCAGCACGCCCCCUCAGCAGCCUGCUCUCCGUGGUUUGCACAUUGAGGCGCUUUCUCAAUGUCACUCUCAUGCUGCCUAGCCCGUGUGAAUUUGAAUGUUGACUAUUUAAUGCAGUUUCAUAUUUAAUGAAGAAUGUUUUCUGGUCCCUUUAUUUGUUUUCUAGGUAUCCUUCACCACCACCACCCUCCUUUUUUUCUCCUGUUUCUGUUUUGGCUUGGAUCCAGUCUUCUUCAUUUUAACUUGAUAGUAUUAUAAGCACGGACACCCUCCACUACCAUUAUCUUAUAGCACUGGCAAACCGAGCACCUUUUCACAUUAGAUGUGUUUAGUACUGUUUUCAUAGUCGGACUUGUUAAGGGCAAAAGAUGAAUGCCAGCUAUUCAGGAAGGGACUCGGGCUGCUCUGAGAUCGGUGGCUGGAUUAAUAGUUCUCUGAGUGAGGGCCAAAGGACGUAAGGUGGGGAAGGACGAAAGUGUUACAGGUGAGAACAGAAUAGGCAAGAUAACCCUAUUUCUAGGCAAGAGGUAUUGUCAGACAGUCCUCCAAACAUUUUUCCAAAAUGAUGAAGUUCAGUCUCAUAUUAACACAAAUAUUUUGCAUUUCCAUUUUAAUUGUAGCAGAAACUUUGAAUUCAUUCAUCAACUGCAAAGAAAU
This is a messenger RNA of Budorcas taxicolor (takin), 8395 nucleotides long. It is a transcript of the gene PEAK1, whose product is annotated as pseudopodium enriched atypical kinase 1. The record is from RefSeq and is a predicted model, not a curated record. Gene Ontology annotation, cellular component: focal adhesion; actin cytoskeleton. NCBI's taxonomy places the organism in Eukaryota, Metazoa, Chordata, Mammalia, Artiodactyla, Bovidae. The transcript is spliced from 6 exons. Gene Ontology annotation, biological process: protein phosphorylation. Gene Ontology annotation, molecular function: ATP binding; protein kinase activity. The coding region runs from base 342 to 5582 and encodes 1746 amino acids.